Penicillium taxi is the source of this 1542-nucleotide messenger RNA. RefSeq names its product acyl-CoA dehydrogenase family protein. The transcript has 4 exons. The record is from RefSeq and is a predicted model, not a curated record. Lineage: Eukaryota; Fungi; Ascomycota; Eurotiomycetes; Eurotiales; Aspergillaceae. Gene Ontology annotation, molecular function: heme binding; acyl-CoA dehydrogenase activity; flavin adenine dinucleotide binding. Bases 1 to 1542 code for a protein of 513 amino acids.
AUGUCAUCACAUAUGCUGACUCGCGCUGAGGUUGCUAAACACGACACUGAAGAUUCACUCUGGUGCAUAAUCGAUCAUCGCGUCUACGAUCUGACAGACUUUGUUGAUGCUCAUCCGGGCGGGUCUGUUGUUCUUGCUCAGGUUGCUGGUCAAGAUGCUACAGCCGAUUUCUACAACUUGCAUCGCCAGGAAAUACUUGAGAAGUACCGUGAGCAGCUUUGUAUUGGGAUAAUCGAGGGCGAGAACCCUGAGGUCAUUGAUCCAACGCCCGGAGCGCUAAGUCCAGUUCCAUACGCUGAACCUCUAUGGUUACGCCCUCAGUUCAAGAGCCCGUAUUAUAAGGAAAGUCAUCGGAUUUUACAAAAAGCUAUUCGUGAAUUUACGGAUAAAUAUGUCACGCCUGAGGCUCAGGAGAAGGAGAAGGAUGGCACCUACAUUAGCCAGGAGCUGAUCAACCACAUGGCUGAGACAAAUGUGUUAGCCAUGCGUCUUGGACCUGGUAAGCAUCUACACAAUCUUUCACUUUUAGGUGGCGUGGUUGAUGGCAAGGAUUUUGAUUAUCUACAUGAUAUGAUUGUUACUCAGGAAUUGGUUCGGGCUAAUGCUCGAGGGUUCCAAGAUGGCAACAUGGCAGGUAUGGCUAUCAGUCUUACGGCGGUACAGCAGUGGCUGCGAGAUCCUGUUCUCAAGGAGCGAGUGACUGCCGAGGUCUUAUCUGGACAGAAGAAAUCGUGCUUAGCCAUCACUGAGGCCUUUGCGGGCAGUGAUGUCGCAGGACUUAAGACUACGGCCCAGAAAACACCGGAUGGGAAAUACUACAUUGUCAAUGGAACCAAAAAAUGGAUUACGAACGGGAUGUUUGCCGACUACUUUGUGACAGGGUGUAAAACCGAGAAAGGCUUUACGGUUCUUUUGAUUCCUCGUGGUGAGGGCGUUGAGACCAAGCAGAUUAAGACAUCCUACUCCACAGCUGCCGCAACUGCCUUUGUCCAAUUUGAGAAUGUGAAGGUUCCCGUUGGCAACUUACUUGGCGAAGAAAACAAAGGCUUCAUCGUGAUCAUGAGCAACUUCAACCACGAGCGAUUCAUGAUGGUCGCCGCAGUAGUGCGAAUGUCGAUGACCAUUGUAGAGGAGUGCUUGAAAUGGUGCAACCAGCGCAUUGUUUUCAAUAAAAGGCUGGUUGAACAGCCAGUCAUUCGUCAGAAACUUGCUCGGAUGAUAUCUCUCUCUGAAUCCAACCAGGCCUGGCUCGAAUCCAUUGCAUACCAGAUGUGCAAUAUGAGCUAUGCUGAGCAAUCAGCACACUUGGGUGGGCCAAUCGGUCUCCUCAAGUCUCAUGCGACACGGGCUGCACAGGAGAUUGCCGACCAUGCCACAAAUAUCUUUGGCGGCCGUGGCCUAACACAAAGUGGUAUGGGCAAAGUCGUGGAGAUGUUCCAUCGCACGUACAAAUUUGAUGCUAUUCUGGGCGGGACCGAGGAGAUUUUGGCAGACUUGGGCGUGCGUCAAGCGAUGAAGAAUUUCCCCAAAGCGAUGCUCUAG